This is a messenger RNA of Truncatella angustata, 2534 nucleotides long. Its product is annotated as heterokaryon incompatibility protein-domain-containing protein. The transcript has 2 exons. Bases 233 to 2056 code for a protein of 607 amino acids. The record is from RefSeq and is a predicted model, not a curated record. Lineage: Eukaryota; Fungi; Ascomycota; Sordariomycetes; Amphisphaeriales; Sporocadaceae.
GCUUACACGUUGCAUACUUAUAAUUCGCUGGACAAUCAGGAUAGACUGCUAUAGUAACAUGCUAACCAAUCAGAACUGACAAGAUCAUCGCAGGCUCGUCUGCAAAGCCAGUUCACCGCUUCUGCUGAAGCUUCCAUGCCAGGCUCAUGGUCAUUACCUUGUCGCGUUGGUUCCGCGACAUCAGCUUGAGCGUGGACAUCGUAGAAUAUCCUGUGCACAGAAACACUUCAACAUGCGCCUCUUGAAUACAGAAACACUCGCACUUGAGUUCUUUCCGGGGAGGGGCAAGCCAAAAUACGCAAUUCUAUCGCACACCUGGGGCCACGAAGAGGUACUCUUUACAGAUGUCCAAAACAGUCCGGCUUCGGAAUGGGGACGAACAGCAAGCGGGCAGAAAGUGAAGCGAAGUGCUGAGUUGGCCUACAGCAAUGGAUAUCAGUAUAUUUGGAUUGACUCGUGCUGUAUUGACAAAAGUAGCAGCGCAGAGUUAUCCGAGGCUAUCAACUCGAUGUACCAUUGGUACAAGAGAUCUAGCGUUUGUUAUGCCUACCUCUCUGAUGUAAUAGCAAAGGACUGGCCAGUUCUGGGUAACAACGCUCGUUGGUUCAGUCGGGGCUGGACGCUACAGGAGCUCAUUGCACCGCCGAGUGUGCAAUUUUAUGAUCGGAGUUGGAAAUUCAUAGGCAGCCGAGAGUCGUUGGCAUCUGAUAUUGCAGGUAUAACGUCUAUUGACGUUGAGCUGCUCAGAGACAAACAUAGCAGGAGUGCUUCUGAUCUCGAUCGUUAUAGCGUAAGCCAGCGAAUGGCAUGGGCGGCUUAUCGUCAAACUACCCGGCCCGAAGACGAAGCCUAUUGUCUAAUGGGGAUAUUCGACGUAAAUAUGCCAUUGCUCUAUGGUGAAGGUUCGCAGGCGUUUCAGAGGCUGCAGGAAGAGAUUCUCAAGCGAACGCACGACCAGUCGAUCCUUUUAUACCAUCACGACUUCUCUUCGGUGGAAACUUUAGCGGAUUGGCCAUUGUCUGCAGCUGAUGCCCUGACGGUUUCACCAGAUCACUCUCGAGGAGUACCAAUCCUGGCGCCAGCGCCGCACCAUUUUCGGGGGGUGCCGCUGGUUAAGAGACGUUUGCCAGACCCUGGACCCAGCGCCAUACAGCUUACGCCAGACGGACUAGUAGUUCAUCUAUACCUAUAUCCUGUCAGGCAUUAUGACUCCUUGAGACUAGGUUUACUCGAUUGUUUUGCCAAUGUUGACAAUACAUGGGUCAGCCGGCCCGCCAUUCUGAUAUCGUUGGAAGACGGAUGUUACCAUUUAAGACGUAGACUGUAUAUUGUUCAGCCGGAUCAGGAAGAUGUCGCAUCAAGGGUCUUAACCUUAGGUCUUUCGGGCCAUCAAAAACUACAUUUGAACCUUGAUGAGUUGGUACACAAGACUAUCCUUCUUCACCCACAAGCACCGGUUCUUGGUGAUUUGCGUGGUCACAAGAUCGGUCCAACAUUACGCCUUCGACCGAUAGCCCAAACACCAGAAACUGUAUACAGGUUUGGACCGUCGAUUCCAAAACGAUCAUCCGCCUUGGUAAACAUUGAGAAUAUACUGGAGAGUGCUUGGUCUGCCUCGACCACGGCAAUUAUUGCCAUCGCGGCGGAGUCUCAAGGCACGGUUACAUAUCCAUUGCUACUCCAUUUUCGACGUUCAUACUAUAUCGAGUUUAUCCUUAUACGGAACCUGUACAACUUCCCGGCUGAAGUCGAAAUCACACCAGAAAUGUUCCAAGAAGCUGCGUGCCAGGAUCAGAAACGUGCCGUAGGGUCUAUUAAGCCAGACGAACCGACCGUUGUUGCAAUGGAGCUGCCAAAUGGAGAUAUCUGUACUGCUAGAAUCACUGAGGGGCAGUGGCUUGAACGCGAACUAUUGGAUCUGAAAAUCACGAUAAAAUCCAGGGGUCUUGAAACCAAGACGCGGAAUGUUGAGAAAGAUAGUCGUUCCGUCCAAUCGGAAAGUCAAGCAUCUCGAGUCCUUCGUUGGCUCAAGACACGCAAAACCAGGACUGCAUAGCCGCAUCGUCGAAUAUCGAUACUGGGAAAUUCAUCUUUAUUCAAGCCUUUCUGCAAAGCUGCAGAACUACUCGUAUUAUAUGCCCGCGGUAGCCUGCCACGGUCCUCAGAAAGGUUUUCUGUUUUCAAGGAAGGACCUCUUCUUAUGCGACAAAGGCUCUCUCUAUCAAAGCGUUGGGUAAUCCGAGACCACAUCGGUGUCUUGAGGCACCCGACAAAAGAAUCGGCAAAAGCCUCCGUAAUUCUGCGAGCAUGAACUCUGGUAUAAAGGCUGUGUUCUCCAUGACCGAAUAUGGGGCUCAAAACGGACUUGAUUUCACGGGAUGCGGAGCAAUUCAUCUCAUCCGCAUGUCGCGAUAGUUGAUGGACCUUCCUGGCCAAGACGCCCUUCGAUCAAAAGCACAAGCAUGUAGAUGUGUACAUUCAUACAUAAAUAGAUACAUAGCUGCCCUGCGUACAUGGGGUAAUGUAUUUAUAAC